CUUCCGGUGGCUGCCCGGAUGCGGAAGUGAGCGGCGCGCGUGGGGGCCGCCCGCGUCACCCGGGGAGCGUCGCUGGCGCCCAGCGGCCGAUCGCCGUCGACACGAGGAGCCGCAGCCGCAGCCGCGCUACGCACAGCGCCCCGUCGUCACCCGCAGCCAGAGAUAGCAGCGGCAGCGGCACAGCUGACUGCUGAUACCACUCCUGCAGCGACUGCCCCGGCCGCUACUUAGGCGGCGGUAGCUGACAGCAGCGCGGCCUCGCGUCUCACACCCUCCCAGCCCCCCCCCCCGCUCCAUCCGUCGACUGAGCCACGAUGCGCGCCCUUCACUCUCUGGGCGCUGCUACGACAGCCUCGCUGCUGCUGCUGCUGCUGGUGUCGCUGCUGCUCGCGGCCGCAACGCGCGGCGAUGGAGAAGGCGCGACCGCAGUCAAGGCGACUGCUGCCGCUGCGGCUGCGAAUUCGCCGAACAUCACGGCCGUGACGCGGAGGCGUGGCGCAGUCGGCCCCAACUCCACGUCGUCGUCGUCGUCCAUGCACAUCCUGGGGGUCUCCCUCGACGCCUCCGUGCUGCGCCGCGCCGCUUACUUCUGCCUCGGGGUCGUGGCCGUGCUCGGAUUCUUCGCUGCGCUGCGAAUGAGGAGACGGUUCCGGAAGCCGCGGAAGUACGGCGUGAUUGUGACGCCGGCGGACGAGGUGGAAAUGGACCCGCUGGCGGACGACCUGGGAGACGAGGACGAAGACACGACGCUAUUCGAGGCCAAGCGCCAACGGUGAUGUCAGAGCGGCUGCUCUUUCCCAAAGGGCAGCUCGUGGAACAAGGAGAAAACCUAUUUCCCCAUUCCCAGCCUUGCGAUCGCGAGGGCGAUGGACCAAUCAAACAGCAAUGACGAGUGUUUCCAUGGCGGUCUCAAGGAGAGAAGCGUCAUGGACACAAGGAGAGGGCCAUCCAUAAUUAUCCUUUAUAACGAGGGCGGCGGCGAAUUGCCGGUUGUGCUUUUCUGAGAGCACGGCGUUACAAUAUCAGACUGAGCCCGUUUUCAAUGCUGUCGUGGGUUUUCGUGUCAUGCCGGUUAACUGGAUUGUAUCAAUUGAACACCCAGCUCCAGGGUCACUUGGGUGCACAAGCAGUGUCGGAUCGUAAACCCCGUUCCCAUGGCACUGCCUUCUUACGGGAGGAUGCCUCUCCACAUUAGUCAUUUUAAAUGGACCGGCACAAACGUGGAGUGUGUCCUGCAUAAUUUGCGUGUUAGAGCAGAACGGCUGGAAAAGAUGUGCAAGGGUCAAGGUUGUUUCUCGGUCUUUGAGUUUGAAAGCCACUGCACGACUGAGCUUUGCUGUACGGGCUUAUGGAGCAAAUCAAGCCAUUUCUCUGCAGUCGUGUAUAUGGUGGUGGCAUACUGACCCGUUGGAGGUGAAGUGAAAGUGUAAAAACACCGAGAUUUUCAAAGUUAUACGGCUGUGGAACUCGUUUGAUUUGUACGCGUAUGACUACUUUGUACGAAUGGUAAAUACGUCCGUAGCACACUUUCCGUUGGGCCUGUAGCAUGACGAUAUUUUUUCUCUAAGGGUGACGGUUGGAAAAUGAAUAUAUUUUUGGGGAAAUUGUAAACUUUUUCUAUUUAAUAUGCACCAGCUAUACACGUGGGGUGUUUUGUUUUUGUUGGUUUCUGCAGGGCAGUUGUAAUUCCAUAAUGUGGCUGCUGCAGUCUGUUUUUAAAGGGUUGUGUCAAAAAACAAAGGUAAUUGUUUUUAUUAUUUGCUGGUGAUGGGUAUUUAAGUAUAAUUGCGAUGGGGAUGCUCUUACAUGUUUACACGGUUCUUUUCGGGGGCCUUGCCAAGUGUAGUUGGACGGAUACUGUGAAUGCACGCGUGUGUCUGGGUUGUUUGACACUGGUUUGCAAUAAUAAACACAGGUAAUGUGCAGUAUUGUUCGAGAAGUG
Lethenteron reissneri (Far Eastern brook lamprey) is the source of this 1942-nucleotide messenger RNA. Its product is annotated as membrane protein FAM174B-like. Lineage: Eukaryota; Metazoa; Chordata; Hyperoartia; Petromyzontiformes; Petromyzontidae. The record is from RefSeq and is a predicted model, not a curated record.